Ostertagia ostertagi is the source of this 1269-nucleotide messenger RNA. Lineage: Eukaryota; Metazoa; Nematoda; Chromadorea; Rhabditida; Trichostrongylidae. The record is from the annotation of a GenBank genome assembly.
AUGCAACGUGGCGGCUUUGAUAUGGUGAUAAAGAGCAUUGAUCAUUGGUCAGAUCUCGACACGAUGGAGCUGAGUCCAGUGCUCUCGAAGCUAUUUCCCGUACCGCCUGGUUCACAAACACCUCCUCAGAUUCCACGGGCGCAGUACGGUUACCCGGUACCUCCAGCUCUUCGUCCUCACGCUGGUCCACCACCGGGAAUCACCUUCCCAAACGCUCUGUCGAUGCUCAUGCUACGCUCGAAUCAUGCGGCCCACGUGAGCGGCAGUGUGCACGCUCAGCGCAAGACGUCCAAUAACUUCGAGAUCCAUCCGUUGCAUCCUGAAAUCCGCCACGUUGUGCCGCCGUCAGAUCCUGUGAAGCCGCACGUCGACGAAGUGAGAAGGAAGAAACGGAAUCAGCACAACAAGUCACGUGGUGCUCAUCGCCAGGCAGCCAACAAUUCACUGACGGCGACAGCAGCCACUGCGCCCAUCACACCGAGUCAAAUCGUGGUCUCGUCGACGAAUGCUCCAGGAGGUGGAACGAUCGUGUCGUCACGUGACGAAAAGGGCCAGAUUCAUGUGAGAGUCGAGUACGACCGUAACCAGAUACUUCGCUCCGCCCACUCACCAUAUUCCCUUCUGCCACCCGCGUGUUUGAAGAACAUUGUAAUGAAUACGUCCGAAAUUCUGAGCCGCUUUCCACAGCGACAUGGCAUCAAUCUCACCCCGUCCUCGUUCUGGGUUAGUCCCGCCCCUAGUCAUAUGUGCGCGAUGUUGUGGCGAUCGGCGGUGUUGGUGGCUCUGUGCAUUCUUCCACAGCUCUCUCUAUCUCAACUACCUAUUUGCACCCGAGUGCAGGCUUGUUCUGUUCGGGUCGACACCUAUCCUGUUAUUGAAGACGAUUCGUCGGGUUGGGGUUCGGGUUUGGUGCCGCUAUACGAUGAAGCAUUCGCUUCCGUUACUUUUGACUACACUCAAACCCCGGACACGAAAACGUUCGAGCUCUGUGCAUGUUCCAAUAAUAACACUUGUGAUGAUAGCACUGAUGACAGGAAUCUUCGGUUAGAUGACACUGUGAUGCUGACAUUUUGUGAAGAUGUUCGAUUGCAAUUACCUCUUCAGUGCAGAGGUUCAAGAGGCUUACCGCGAGUGAUUGGAGUCGCUCAUCCUUCAGGAGAAACGGUGUCUAUAGUGAGCUCAACGGCUGUGUUCUGCACGUGUCCGGCUGGAUACGAACGUAUGCGACCAGAAUAUUGGGGUGGAGCGGAGAUAUCAAUCAGUUACAAG